AUAAACACCAACUUGCGCCUGCGCUGUCGUUCACUGUGGUUCGUCCUCUGCAGUCGAGAGACCCGGGCUUCAAUCAAAUUUGAUCUACUAAGUUAACUACACUACCUAAAUUGGAAAAUGUAUGCCUGUGCAAAGUUCGUCUCCACGCCGGCGUUGAUCCGUGCUGGUUCCAGGGCUCUAUACAGGCCCCUCUCUGCCUCGGUGGUGUCCAGACCUGAGGUCAAAAAUGAGAACACAGCCCUCGUGCCCCUGAGCCCCUUCACCCAGGCAGCACUGCGAGGCUUUCAGACCAGCUCUGUGAGCAGGGACAUCGACACCGCUGCCAAGUUCAUCGGUGCCGGCGCUGCCACGGUCGGAGUAGCCGGGUCCGGCGCCGGGAUCGGAACAGUGUUCGGUAGUCUUAUCAUUGGAUACGCCAGGAACCCAUCCCUGAAGCAACAGCUCUUCUCUUAUGCCAUCUUGGGAUUCGCCCUGUCUGAAGCCAUGGGUCUUUUCUGUUUGAUGGUAGCGUUCUUGAUCCUGUUCGCUAUGUAAAAACAUUCUGCUGUCAAUAGAAACACUUCAAUUACAGAUGUGACUACAUAUUUUAUCGUGGCUACCAAAAAUUGUUCUGUGUAGGUGUCAUGAAAAUGUACAUUUUCAAGUUUCGGACACUGUCAAAAUAAGGAAAAAUACUGUAAAAAUGUAAGCAAUUACACAAUUAAAAUGCAUGUAUUUGACUAUUUAAAUUAUGGCAGUACGUUUUCUAUGUUUGGAAUCAUGUCACCGCAGCCAUAAGAACAGUUGGUUUGAAUGUCACCCCGGAUUCCACAAAGGAGAGAGGAUCAACCUGAUCUGUUUACCAAUUUCCUUAGGCAUCAUAUGCUGGCUUUUGUGGGUCUGCAUAGCUUUCUUUGGGUCAACUGCAGAUCAUUAGCAGUAUGUAAGUAGGCAGCAAGUGAUGCUCUUGCUUUUGUAAAUGGCAUUAAAAAUAAAUCUAGACAAAUUUGAUGGUG
This is a messenger RNA of Osmerus eperlanus (European smelt), 995 nucleotides long. It is a transcript of the gene atp5mc3a, whose product is annotated as ATP synthase membrane subunit c locus 3a. The transcript is spliced from 5 exons. The coding region runs from base 118 to 534 and encodes 138 amino acids. NCBI's taxonomy places the organism in Eukaryota, Metazoa, Chordata, Actinopteri, Osmeriformes, Osmeridae. Gene Ontology annotation, biological process: proton motive force-driven ATP synthesis; proton transmembrane transport. Gene Ontology annotation, molecular function: proton transmembrane transporter activity. The record is from RefSeq and is a predicted model, not a curated record.